AUGGCACAAGCAGCACAAGCAACUCCAACGGUCAGAGCCAAUCUAGGCGGCUCGACUAAUACUGUCAACCUACGAGACUGGCUGAAUACCAGACUUAGCCCGUUCCUGAAGCAGGCGAUCAUUAAAUCAUUAGAGUCCGAAGCUGAAUAUCCUCUACAAUGGCUCGGCGAACAGCUGAUUUUGCAGUCUAUCACCUUCGAAGGUAACCCGGACUCGACAAAUAUCAGAGAACGAUUCUUGUAUAAGCACGAGCCGGACGCAAGACAAUCACAAACUGCAGCAUCCUCGACUUCUGACGACACCGCAAAUGCAAAUACUGUCACACAGCCUCCAGAGGCCUCGUCAGUCGAUGUUCAACCCUCUGUCACGGAACAACCACCACCACAAGACACUCGUACAGACGCUCUAGCUGCAAGCACAGUUGCAAGUAACGUAGACCAGAUUGAGCCAGAGAGUACCACAGUCAAUGGUGCUGCUCAAGCAGAAGGCACAGAUUACAGCAAAGACGCAGAGAUGUCAAAUGCGCCCUGA
Molecule: messenger RNA, 531 nt
Organism: Lithohypha guttulata
Lineage: Eukaryota; Fungi; Ascomycota; Eurotiomycetes; Chaetothyriales; Trichomeriaceae
Exons: 2
Coding region: 1-531 (176 amino acids)
Source: RefSeq, a predicted model, not a curated record